Messenger RNA from Lepisosteus oculatus (spotted gar), 2590 nucleotides. RefSeq lists its product as uncharacterized. Lineage: Eukaryota; Metazoa; Chordata; Actinopteri; Semionotiformes; Lepisosteidae. The record is from RefSeq and is a predicted model, not a curated record. Gene Ontology annotation, molecular function: protein binding.
UGCAGUGACUAAAAGGAGAGACAGGAAAAGUUGACUGUGUGCAUUUCGUCUUGUGAGUUAAUCAUCAGGAACGGAAUGGGAUGACACUGACAGAUGGAGACCCGGACUCAGGCUUGAUUGCUCUGCUUAUUGGCUGGUACCUGAGGAUAGAUCCUAGUGUGAACACCUCAUAACAUCUCAUCAGUGAUGUCCAUGCAGAAACAACUGUCGAUCAGGGAUGGUGCCUGUCGCCCCAUCACAGCUCUGGGGUACCACCCCUCAAGGAGAGAGGUCAUCACCGGCUGUGCUGAUGGAGUUAUUAAAUGGUGGGAUAUAGAAAGUGGAAAACUAUCCAUCAAAGCUGCCAAGCAUUCUGGAAUGGUCACCAGUUUCCUAUACUGGGAAGAAGCAAAGCUCCUCCUUUCUGCAUCAAAUGAUGGAACUGUACUUGCAUGGACCACAGGUGCCACCAUAUAUGACAAGAUAGAGAUGGGCAGGCCUGUUUUCUCCAUGGCUAUUAAUCUCCGUCGACAUCAGCUGGUGUGUGGUUUUAAGAGUAGGAUCGUUGUCUACCCUUUGGAUGAGAACAGGACUUCUGGCCAUAUCAUUAGGAUGUCAGAGAGCUCCACUGACCGCAGACACAAGGAUAUCGUGUCCUGCAUAGUGUGCCAUGAUGCUCAGAUUUACACGGGCGGCUAUGACAGAAGGUUUAUCGUCUUUGACACCAGCUCCUACCCCAAAGAGAACGGGCUGACAGCAGUGCAGUGUAACUCCAGCGCCCAUGAGGCUGGCAUCACAGCUUUGCUGCUAGUAAAGGAGAGCGAGAACACGCGCCUGCUGACAGGUUCCUUUGACAAUGCCGUGUGUAUAUGGUCCCAGGACGGGCAGCUCAUUCAGAAGCUGAGCUUCUCUGGAGUGAUCACAGGGCUGUGUUACGCAUCCUGCGUUGACCUUGUGUGGAUUGCCUGUAGGUCACCAUUCGCCACCCUGCUGGAACCCAAAUCUGGAGAGAUUGCGUCUGAUUUUAUUGAUACCUUCCAAAAGAUAGAAACUGGGCCCAGGCUUGAACGACUUUUAUACUUAGCAGAAAAUAACUCUGUUGUUGGCACUGCAGGCCACAACCAUGUGAUAGUAUGGAAAUGGAAAAAAGCCAGGAGCACCACUGUCCUUCAGAACAGACAGUCUGUGGAUUGUCUGGCUUACACAAUGAAAAAGCCCAUUCUGCUCUUCAGUGGCCACAGUGAUGGGAGUGUGACAAAAUGGGAAAGGAUGAAUUCCUCUAAUUAUAUUUACAGUAAAGAGUCCUUCAAGAUAUGUGAACACGUCCAGAAAGCUAAAAGCCAGUCACACAGUUUAAAACCGAAGAAGAAUACAAAUGCUGGUGAAAAAAGUCCUGGAGCAAAAUUGAGGAGAAGCAAAUCAUCAGAUGGCACCAUGGUUCAAGACAAGCAGAAUGAGCCAUCAAGUUUUACAAGGAGUGUGUUUGUUGAAGAGUUGGAUCUGCUUGCUCUGUCCUCUGAGAAUGGUAGAGUUUAUCUCUGGGGCUUUGAUGACUCCCUCUCCAGCAUUGUCAAGCUGAUGCCAAAUCAGUCCAGUGUCUGCCCAGAAACAAGAAAGAAGUUCCAUUUCCUGCUGGACCAAGCCAGUGAGUCACAGAGCAAAGACUCUUCAGGGGAGGAGGAUAAUCCUGAUGCUGCAACUAACCGAGUCUCAGGAUUUAGCUGUAAGAAGGUUUUGCUUGGACACUUUCAGUCUGUCUCUGCACUUGCAGUGGUUGGCAAAGGAAGUCCUUAUAACACUGUAUUCUUGAUCAGCGGAGGCUGGGACAGAAGACUCUGUGUCUGGGAUUUAAAGAAAGGUGUUCUGCAGGACACCUUCAGCAAUGCUGACUUAGAGAACUGGCAUGAGUUUAAGGAGGUGGCAUGUGAUGGAGCCAUUUUAGACCUGGCCUAUUCCCCAAAGAGGAAUGAGUUUGCUCACUCCUCCAGCGAUGGGCUUAUCUACUUGCGCCAGUUCAGCCCUGUGGGCAGAGAGAUGAAGCUAAUCAAUGUGAUGCGGGGGCACGAGAGUGAUGUCACUGCUGUCAUAUGGCACCACAGUCGAAGUCAGUGGAUCAGCGGCUCAGAGGACAGCACCAUACGUAUAUGGAGUGAAAAUGGCAUGCAAUGUGAAAACAUCUUAUUCACAAAUGGAGCUGUAGGCUGCCUUGCCUUUGACCAUUUCAAUGGCUGUAUCUUGGCUGGAGUACUAAACGUGUUAAGGGUGUAUGACCUGGAUUCAUGUUUACAAGUGCAGUCUCGUCAUGGGCACACAGAUACCAUUCGUGCUGUUUUACAUAUCCCAGAAAGGAAUCAGUACAUCACAGGCUCUUCAGACAAAACAAUACAGAUGUGGAACACCUACAGCAAGUCUCCUCCUUGAAGUGCAUUUAAACAAAGCAGCAAGCACCUUCUUCAAUUACUUGAAUUAUUCAGAAUUGUAUACGUUAAAUGGCAUUUUAAACCUUUUGAUUUUGUGAGCUUUAUUUUACCCUUAUGGCCAUAUUUGUGAUGUUAAUUUCAGAUAUCAAACACAAGGAUAGCGGUGAUCUAGCUUCCCCAGACUUGAGAUA